GUUCCAUCAGCAACAUCGACGACGGAGAAUACAAAUGCCGCGACGGGUCAUCUCCGGAGGUGAGGAACAAGGUCAUUUCCGGGGUCGUGGGAGCUGCCUCGUCGGUGACCUCAAUCCAGGUCGCGAACCUCCUCAGACUCUUCAAGAUCCCGCAGGUCAGCUUCUUCUCAACCUCCCCCGAACUGAGCAACAAGCAGAGGUUCGAGUAUUUCUCCCGCACGAUUCCCUCGGACCACUAUCAGGUGAAGGCCAUGGUGGAGAUCGUCAAGAAGCUGAGGUGGUCGUACAUUUCGAUCAUUUAUGAGGAGUCGAAUUAUGGGAUUAAGGCCUUCGAGGAGUUGGAGGGCCUGUUAGCAUCCAACAGCAUCUGCAUCGCCGUCAAGGAGAAGCUGGUCAAAGACUCCGGCGUGGCAGAGGAGGUUGCAUAUGACCUCAUCGUGCAGAGGCUGUUGCAGAAGCAGCGGGCCAGAGGCGUGAUCAUCUUUGGCUCGGACCAGGAAGUCGCGGGCGUGAUGCGGGCGGUCAGGAGGAACAACGCCACGGGGAGCUUCUCGUGGAUCGGGUCCGACGGAUGGUCGGCGCGCUCGCUGGUGUCCUCAGGUAAUGAGCCCGAGGUGGAAGGCACGCUCUCGGUCCAGCCCCAAGCCAACCCCGUGAGAGGAUACGACGAGUAUUUCCUCAGUCUGACGGUCGAGAAGAACAAGAGGAAUCCUUGGUUUGUUGAGUACUGGGAGAAUCACUUCAAGUGCAAGUACCCGAACAGCUCGAAGACGCCGUACAACCAGGAGUACACGACGCUCUGCACGGGGAGGGAGAAGCUGACCAGCAAGAACACGGAAUUCGAGGCCCAGUUGCAGUUUGUCUCCGAUGCCGUUAUGGCCUUCGGGUACGCCUUCAGGCGAGGAUGUGCAUGUUGGAAUAUGUCUUUGCUCAUGAUUCGUGUGCCCAUGCAGGUGCACUUCAAGCUGGACGACCCGAAGCCGCCCUCGAGCGUGUGUUCGCUGCCGUGCCUGAAGGGGCAGGCCAUGAAGUACGUGGAGGGCGAGUCCUGCUGCUGGCACUGCUUCAACUGCUCCACGUACCAGAUCGUGAACCCAACAGACGAGACCCAGUGCGUUACGUGUGACUGGGGGACGUUACCUUCGCCAGAGCACUUGAGGUGUAACCCUAUUCCCGAGGUGUACAUCCAGCCCGACUCGUGGUGGGCGAUCGGCGCCAUGCUGUUCUCAUCGGUGGGCCUCGUGAUGACGGGCGUGGUGAUGUGGGUGUUCGUGAGCCACAACGACACGCCCGUGGUGAGGGCGUCGGGGCGGGAGCUGUCCUAUGUCCUCCUGUCGGGCGUCUUCCUCUGCUACGCCAUGACCUUCGUGUUCGUGCUGAAGCCAUCAGCUGUCGUGUGCGGCAUUCAGAGGUUCGGCCUUGGCUUCUGCUUCGCCGUGGUGUACAGCGCCCUCCUGACCAAGACGAAUCGCAUCGCCAGGAUCUUCAACGCAGGGAAACGAACAGCCAAGCGACCUUCAUUCAUCACGCCGAAGUCGCAGUUGUGCAUUUGUUUCUUCAUCGUUUCCAUACAGGUUGUGAUCACGGGCCUGUGGUGGGUGGUGAGUCCCCCCCGGGCUAUCCACCAUUACAUAGUGCGGGAGGACAACUUUCUGGUCUGCGCUGCGUCUAUUAAUGCGUCUUAUAUGAUUGCCUUCGCGUAUCCUAUUGGCCUGAUCUUCGUGUGCACCGUGUAUGCCGUUCUUUAAACCCCGAAAGACCCCCAAAACCUUUAAACAAAAAGAAAAGCCAUGGCUUCACCUGUACAAACCCUCUUUAAAUCUGGCUCCCCCUUCGCCCCCCUAUUUUUCUCGACUGCAAGAAACAAACAGCUGCGGAUCACGACCACCUCCGUGACCAUCUCCCUCUCGGCGACGGUGGCCCUCGUGUGCCUGUUCACGCCCAAGCUCUACAUCAUCCUCCUGCACCCGGAGAGGAACGUCCGACAGAGCAUGAUGCCGACCGCCAAGUACUCCGCUAUCAAGACCACGCUCUCCUCCUCCUCGCAGAGGGUCGACUCGGGCACGCAGAGCGAAGUGAUCUUCCCCGUGGACUACGAGCUGCACGAGAAGCUGCGCACCAUGGGCUGUGGCGCCAAGUCCAACAGUGCCACCCAGACUUGCCCUUCCGCCUCCUGCACUCUGCCCGACCAUCGCUGCGGCGCCACGGUCACCCUCACGGCAUCCUUGCAUCCCAGUGCCACCAACGGACCGAUGCAGGAUGUGCCCGACGUGCAGCUGUAGGAUGCACAGAGGAGAGAGGGAUUGGCGAAGGAUUGGACGUCGGGAUAAGGAAGCAGGAGGAAGUGACGUCGAUUGGAAGGAUGGAAGCGAAGGCCUAAGCUUUCUAAUCUAAAGGAAGGAUGGCGUUUGGAAUUAAGGAUUUUGUUUGUGGUGAAGGAUACGUAGGGUGAAAAAUAUGGGACAAUGGGAGAGAGAGAUAAAUGCGACAGAGUGGGAGAGGAAGAGAAAAUGAGACGUUCAGGAAAAUUUCGAAAGAAAGACAAAUGAAUAAAGAUUUUCGUAUUAGGAGGCAGGACCUCUGGAGAGAGAAAAAGAACGAAAACAAAAUAAUUUACAAACUAUUUUUCUUUGGCCAAAGGACAGGAACCUCUUUAUACAUCAAAGACACAGACGAAAAUUGUGAAUUGAUUUGACAUCAUUUGCAAUAUUACCAAGACAAACUGAAGCUUGCAAAAAAAAGAAAAGAAAAAUAUUUUGACUAAAUAAUGCUUUUGAUUUGGGAAGUGACUGUGAAAUAAAAAAAAAGAGAUUUUAUAAUGCAAAUAGACUUCUAACGAUGUGUACAAUACAUAUGAAACAAAAUCACAUUUGACAAUAAAACACCUGACAUCGCACAGUGCUGGAAAGAUGAAAAGAAAACAAACUUCAGUAAAACUUCACAAUUCAGAAAACAUAAGCUUUAUAUAGAUAGUUUUCAGACAAUUUAUUCUUUGUAUGUUCUAUAUCUAGAACCCUUAAACGAACAGCAGAGCUACAGAUGUUAGAAUAAAACAGAUAUUAGUCCACCUCUGUUCCCAAAUUUUGUAAUCUAAAGGAACAGAAAUUAAAAAUGCAUUUCUUAUAAAAACAAUUACAUACUUGCUUACGUCAUUACGUUGACUAUAAAUUCGGUUGAAUAGAAAUACUCAUUAAAUAUAAAGAGACUUAUUGCAGUUAUUAUAAUUAAUGCAAUUGAUAUUAUUCUUGUGAACGUUCUUGUUAAUU
Penaeus monodon (black tiger shrimp) is the source of this 3266-nucleotide messenger RNA. RefSeq names its product metabotropic glutamate receptor 4-like. Gene Ontology annotation, biological process: G protein-coupled receptor signaling pathway. NCBI's taxonomy places the organism in Eukaryota, Metazoa, Arthropoda, Malacostraca, Decapoda, Penaeidae. Gene Ontology annotation, molecular function: adenylate cyclase inhibiting G protein-coupled glutamate receptor activity. Gene Ontology annotation, cellular component: membrane. The record is from RefSeq and is a predicted model, not a curated record.